AUGGACUCACCUUCACAGCCUCCGGCAAAUCUGUUCCGCAGGAAGAAGGAAAAUAAGCGGGGGAUCACAUAUACCAUGCUGCUAUGUGGUCCAUCGGGCACUGGCAAGACCACCUUUGCCAAUAACCUGUUAGAAUCCAAUUUGUUCCCGCAUAGGUAUGGCCACCUCGACAACUAUGAGAUUUCGCCAAGAAUAAGAGUGUCAUCGCCAACAAAAGUUGUUUCGUUCAACUCAAAGAAUGGGAUACCUUCUUAUAUGUCUGGUUUUGAUGCUGCGCGCGCUGAGUUGGAGCCAGGCAUUACCAUUACUUCGACAUCUGUGGAAAUAGGGCGUGAUCCAACAGAUGUCUCUGACGAAGAGGAGGAGAAUAUUCUCUUUAAUCUUAUCAAUACACACGGAAUUGGUGAAAAUUUAGACGAUUCGUUAUGUUUCGAUGAAAUUACGUUGUAUCUGGAGCAGCAAUUCGAUAUUGUUCUAGCUGAAGAAACCCGUAUAAGAAGAAACCCAAGAUUCGAAGACACCAGAGUUCACGUUGCAUUGUACUUUGUCGAACCAACAGGACACGGGUUGAGAGAGUUGGAUGUUCAAUUGAUGAAAAAAAUCUCUCGUUAUACCAAUGUUUUACCAAUUAUCUCCAGAGCGGAUUCAUUUACUAAGGAAGAACUGAGCAUUUUUAGGAAAACCAUAAAUGAAGAUAUCCAAAGAUUUCAUAUACCUGUAUUCAAAUUCGAAGCGGACCCUGAUGAAGAUGAUUUAGAGACUAUCGAAGAAAACCAGUCAUUAUCGAAUAUACAACCUUUCGCAGUUGUUUGUUCGGAUUUGAAGGAUAAAAAUGGUAACUACAUAAGAAAAUAUACCUGGGGUGAUAUUUUGAUCAAUGAUCCAAACAUUUCAGAUUUGAAUAUUCUCAAAAACGUUUUAUUUGGUUCUCAUUUACAAGAGUUCAAGGAUACAACGCAGAAUUUGUUGUAUGAGAAUUACCGUGCUGAAAAAUUAUCAUCCGUGUCUGAUUCGAGAAACGCUUCGCAAGAUUUACAUGGAUCGAAUGAGAGUGAAGAAAGUGACAAGAGACAUUCUGCUGCCCCAAGUUUGAGUAAUUUUGCCUCACUAGUUAAUACUGGACAUUUCAAAUCUUCACAAUCAUUAGCUUUAUCAUCUGAUCUACCAGCCACACCAGAAUUAAAUUCCAACAAAACUGAGACCGAAGAUUCUCCUAUAAGGCAGAUUUCACGAUCAAUCAAGAAUGAGAAUGAAGAGAUCAUUAGGUCAAUCAAACAAGAAUCACCAAGGAUUCAAUCUAAUAGUAAUCCUGAUAGAACCAAAUUAAGAAGUAUAUCAGAAACUGUUCCUUACGUAUUGAGACACGAACGUAUUAUUGCAAGGCAACAAAAACUGGAGAAACUAGAGGCACAAUCUGCAAAAGAAUUGCAAAUACGUAUUGCAGAACUUGAAAAGAAAGCACAUGACUUGAAAUUGAAGGAAAAGCUUCUACGCCAAAGGCAUCUUGAUCAAUCAUCUUCAUCUUUGGCUUCCAACACAACCGUAUCACGUCCGCAAAGUCAAAUAAAGAAAGAAGAUACGUACACUGAUUUGGCAUCGAUUGCAUCAAACAAGAAUAAAGUAUGA
Molecule: messenger RNA, 1626 nt
Organism: Zygotorulaspora mrakii
Lineage: Eukaryota; Fungi; Ascomycota; Saccharomycetes; Saccharomycetales; Saccharomycetaceae
Gene: SHS1
Product: septin SHS1
Exons: 1
Coding region: 1-1626 (541 amino acids)
Biological process (GO): actomyosin contractile ring assembly; cellular bud neck septin ring organization; cytoskeleton-dependent cytokinesis
Cellular component (GO): cytosol; septin ring; cell division site
Molecular function (GO): GTP binding; GTPase activity; molecular adaptor activity
Source: RefSeq, a predicted model, not a curated record